AUGGAAAAUUACUUUAAAGGGAGAAAUGUGGAAGAAGAAAUGGAAAGAAAUAAGAUACCUAUUAAUAGUCUACCAGAAGAUUUUCUUUGGAUGCAGGUUAAAGGAGGUAGUAAAAUGGCAAAUUUAAUAUCACAUGCGUCUGGAAUUAUUGAGGAUAAAGCUUCAACAGCUGUUGUUUGGAGUGGGGCUGGUGUAGCCAUUCCUAAAGCAAUAUCUUGUGCUGAAAUCUUAAAAAGAAAAUUUGGAAUUAAGUAUCAAGUUACAAAACUGACUUUUAAAAGCGUAGAAGAGUAUUGGGAACCAAAACUGGAAGGUCUAGAGACUAUAGUGGUAAAAAGACAGAUUCCAUUGAUACACAUUCUACUGUCAUCUCAAGAACUAGUUGACACACAACUUGGGUAA
Molecule: messenger RNA, 402 nt
Organism: Leptosia nina
Lineage: Eukaryota; Metazoa; Arthropoda; Insecta; Lepidoptera; Pieridae
Source: the annotation of a GenBank genome assembly